AUGUCUUUGCCUCCAGAACAAAUAAAUAUCAAGCGUCGCAGAGAAGAGGAGCCGGUCGAGACUUUAUACAUUCAGUCAGAGCUGCAUCAGACUAAGCGUCGAUUCACGGACUUUGUUUUUCAAAGAGUUCAGAUCAGUGGCAAUAGCCAUGAAGACAGCUCGUCUAGCCCCUCUUCUUUCUCAGCAGCGCGGAGAAAAGUGCUUACUCCGCGGUCGGUGAGCAACACCGUCUAUCCAACUACUGGGGGCGUGACCAACCGCGUUGCUGGUGCAGGAGCAACUGUCCCCUUGGUAAGAGCCACGUCUCCUGGGGCAGAGUUCCGCGAGGAACGUCGCCUGGCGAACGCUCGGAAAGAAAAUGAGGAGAAAUUGAGAAAAGCCUUGCUUUCAACGCCUACAGAAAGCCAGCCGGGAACCCCAUCUGCUGUUCCAGCUUCUAAUGGAAUCGAUGCCGCUAGAAAGGUAGCGUCAUCUGCAUCCAGUGAGAGAGGAAGCCUGGCUUCCUCGCCGGGACGGACGCAAUCUCUACGCCGAUUCCAGAUAUCUAGAUCCACUACGCCAAUGAGCCCGCUCCGUAGCACAGGCGGUGGUGUCCAGAAACGCAAAGAUGGCGCGGUCGCGGUGCUAGUAGAGAAACUGAGGCGCACGCCGCAUUCGAGACAAGCGUCGAUGGUUGCUGAUGCUGCUGCUCAGGUGGAUGAACAGGCAAGCAUGACGGUUGCGGGCGCUCUGGCCUCCGAGCCCGAACGGCCGAGGAAGCGGCCGGUGGUGAACCAGGCGGAGAAGAAAUGGAGAGAGGAGCGUAAGAGCGCGAUCUCGGCUGCGAAGCAGCAUAUCUCACAGGUGCUGGACAGAGAAGCUGAGGCGGCCCAUCAGAGUAAUUGGGAGAAUGAGUCGGAACGAUUGGCAAGGGAACUGGAGAAAGUGGCUCUGGAGCUGGACUCAGAAAUGGAUGUGACGGCCACCGAAACAGACUACACGCAGCGAUCGGGGUCGCAGUUUUCGAGACCGUCUCGGCCUCAUUCGGUGAUGCCCAAGCCUCCGUUGAAAUUCCAACCGCGCACGCCCAAUAAGCAUCGUGCGGGAGCCUCGGACGCACAAGUGAUGCAAGGGCCAGUCGAGAAAGUUGAAGAGGCGGCGAACACUCUGUCCGCGGGGCCUGAAGAGGACGAGAGCGACGGGGAGUACGUCUACGACACGUACAUACGGAAGCCACUUCCAGACACUGGACUGCUUACGGACCCAUUAGUUGGUUUGGAUGCGGACCAAGAGGCUUGGUUGCGGCAGCAUGGCAUUGAUGCGAAUCGCCAAGACAUUGGAGUUAUCGUCAUCACGCAGGAGGAUGAGGAGUACUGGGAAAACUUUGUCGAAGACGAUGAGGACGAGGAACGGUGGGAUAGCGAGGAUGCAGAUUCGAACGCUGAAAAUAAUCCCGCAAAUGACUAUCCAGAUGAGGAAUUGUCGUGGGAUGAUGAAGAGGAUGAUCCAACGGCUAUCUACAACAAAUACCGGACGUACGCUCGGUCUGAUGACGAGGAGUUCGACUUUAGCGACUCAGCCAGUGAGGGGCGCCAUCGUAGUGGAUUCGGGUUUCGGUCGCACGUGGAUUCAGACGACGAGAGCUGGUGA
This is a messenger RNA of Aspergillus tubingensis, 1629 nucleotides long. RefSeq names its product Iwr1 domain-containing protein. The record is from RefSeq and is a predicted model, not a curated record. Gene Ontology annotation, biological process: protein import into nucleus. The coding region runs from base 1 to 1629 and encodes 542 amino acids. The transcript is spliced from 3 exons. NCBI's taxonomy places the organism in Eukaryota, Fungi, Ascomycota, Eurotiomycetes, Eurotiales, Aspergillaceae. Gene Ontology annotation, cellular component: cytoplasm.